This is a messenger RNA of Prunus avium (sweet cherry), 2013 nucleotides long. It is a transcript of the gene MLO10, whose product is annotated as Seven transmembrane MLO family protein. Gene Ontology annotation, cellular component: membrane. The record is from RefSeq and is a predicted model, not a curated record. Gene Ontology annotation, biological process: defense response. Lineage: Eukaryota; Viridiplantae; Streptophyta; Magnoliopsida; Rosales; Rosaceae.
UUUUUUCUGGUCAAGAACAUAAUUAAAGAAACCGUGUGUAAAUCGACCUGCUCCUCAAAUUUUCACCAAAUCACCAUCCCAUUGUUAUCAAAACCUCUCUCUCUCUUAAACCCAGAAAAGGAAACUAAGAAAAAAACACGUAUUUUUUUUUUCCAAUAUAAAGGUGCCCAAAUCAAUCAAUUGCAGCCCAACGCAGCUGUUGGUUUCAGAACAGCCUCCCCUGUUAUCUCUCCGAAGCUCAAGAUUCAAAAAGAUGGUGCCUUUCUCUCUGGGUCUGGGCCUGUGGCUCGGGUUGGUGGGUGUGGCUAUGGCAGCAUCAGAGAGUAGCUCACAGUCGAGGGACCUUGACCGUACACCCACGUGGGCUGUUUCUGGUGUCUGCGCCAUUAUCAUCAUCAUCUCAUUGGCUUUGGAGACGGUCCUUCACAAAGUUGGAACGUUCCUCACGGAUAGGCACAAGAGAGCUCUGUUUGAAGCUCUGGAGAAGGUUAAAGCAGAGUUGAUGAUUCUAGGCUUUAUUUCACUACUCCUGACUUUUGGGCAGAGUUACAUUGCCAGAAUCUGUAUUUCACUCAAGGUUGCAGAUACUAUGCUGCCAUGUACUGUAAAAGAUGAGGAGGAUGACUCAACAACUAGUCACCGGAGACUCUUAUGGUAUGACCGAAGAUCUUUAGCUGCUGCCUCUGAUUAUAAAUGCAAGACUGGGUAUGAGCCACUUAUAUCAAUUAAUGGAUUGCACCAAUUGCACAUCCUCAUAUUCUUCUUGGCAGUCUUUCAUGUGUUAUACAGUGCUAUCACAAUGCUGCUUGGAAGGCUAAAGAUUCGAGGCUGGAAGCAGUGGGAGGCAGAGACUUCAUCCCAUAACUAUGAGUUCUCAAAUGAUCCUUCGAGAUUCAGACUUACCCACGAGACAUCAUUUGUUAGAGCACAUACCAGUUUCUGGACUAGGAUUCCAUUCUUCUUUUAUGUUGGAUGCUUCUUUCGACAAUUUUUUAGGUCUGUUAGUAAGUCUGACUACUUAACAGUGCGCAAUGGAUUCAUCACUGUCCAUUUAGGUCCAGGAAGUAAAUUUAACUUCCAAAAAUAUAUCAAGAGAUCAUUAGAGGAUGACUUCAAGGUCGUUGUUGGAGUUAGUCCUGUAUUGUGGGCAUCAUUUGUGAUCUUUUUGCUCCUUAAUGUUGAAGGAUGGCAGGCAUUGUUUUGGGCAUCCUUGAUCCCUCUCAUUAUAAUCUUACUAGUUGGAACAAAACUUCAAGCCAUCCUGACUAAGAUGGCCCUAGAAAUUACAGAAAGGCAUGCAGUGGUUCAAGGGAUUCCUCUAGUACAAGGCUCUGAUAAAUAUUUUUGGUUUGCUCGGCCUCAGUUGGUUCUUCAUCUUAUCCAUUUUGCGCUGUUUCAGAAUGCAUUCCAAAUUAUAUAUUUCUUCUGGAUAUGGUAUUCAUUUGGGUUGAAAUCUUGCUUCCAUGCCAAUUUCAAGCUUGCAAUCGCAAAAGUAUUUUUAGGGGUUGGGGUUCUAUGUUUGUGCAGCUACAUUACACUUCCACUGUAUGCCCUUGUAACUCAGAUGGGUUCAUACAUGAAGAAAUCCAUCUUUGAUGAACAAACAUCCAAGGCCCUUAAGAAGUGGCACAUGGCUGUGAAGAAGAAGCACGGUGGGACCCAUGGUGGCAAGUCUCCUACUCAAACCCUGGGUGGCGGGAGCUCGACUCUUUCAACGGUGCACUCCUCCGGAGGACACACGCUGCAUCGUUUCAAAACAACUGGUCACUCAACCCACUCAUCCGUCUUUGAUGAUCAUGAGACAUCUGAUCUUGAAACUGAUCCUUUGUCACCCACAUCAACAACAAACUUGAUUGUAAGAGUGGAUCAAAUGGAGCAGGAAACUGAAAAAAUCGAACCCCACGACAACGAACAAACCAAUAAUCCAGACGAUUUCUCAUUCGCCAAGCCUGCCCCGGAUAAAGAAACAUGAUGAACAGAUGACAUCUUGUUGUGUUAAAUUUUUUUUACGAG